Molecule: messenger RNA, 1221 nt
Organism: Salpingoeca rosetta
Lineage: Eukaryota; Choanoflagellata; Craspedida; Salpingoecidae
Exons: 4
Coding region: 1-1221 (406 amino acids)
Source: RefSeq, a predicted model, not a curated record
AUGAAGAAGGAGCAGGCAGCGCAAGGAAGCAUCUGCCACAAGAACCAACCCCCUCCCCGACUCUCAUGCAAGCGCCUGCUCAACGCUCGACCUCCAAAGCGCUCACAAUUCACACAGCGUGGGCGGCCGCAGGAGAGCAGACUGGGGAUGAGCGUGGUUGAAGUGCCAAAGGAGGAGGGCAAAACAGCUCGUGCACGAAGCAGAGGACAUGGCAGAGGGUACAUCCAUCCUCAGCAAUCACACCAGCGCCACCACAAUGAACGCGGCACCACUGCUGCAACCACUGCUUGGGGCGGCAUCAGGCCCAUUCCCACCAGCAUUGCCUGCGCCUGUACAUGGGCCAGCAGCGCCACCGUCUCUAACGCAUGCCAUGGUGCCGACAUUGUCAACAACACCAGUCAUCACAAGCACAUUGCCGCCGCUGCAGCGGGAUUGCAGUGCAGCCGCCAAAAUGUCGACCUCAUCCGCAGCAACGGCAACGACAGCAACAACAGCUGUGAUGGCAGCAGAAGCAGCGGCAGCAGUAGGGCUUGUCCACCUUCCUUUCCUAACACGGUGCCACCGUUACCUCAUGUCUGCGGCGACGGCUACAGCGACAGCGCCACGGCCGUUCAGGGGCACCCUUCUGUCGCGGACUCCCUUGAUGGCAUCACCAUCAUCCUCAUCGUCGUCUUCUUCACCCCAUCACAGUCAUCAACAACAGCGGCAGAAGCAGCAACACCAGCAGCACCACCGGCGAGCACUGCUACACCACCAGUAUCGCUCUCGGCAUAUGCAGCGCUUGCAGACGGGCAGCUGGGGACGGAUGAGAUUCGCUCGGCUGUCGCUAUGGCGCAUUCCUUUCCUGCGCCAUACGACGGCACGGUGUACGUGGCAGACUCAUCAACGCAGUCUUCCACCGAGGAACAGACAGCGGUGCCUGGGCCACCAGCCGCGCAAGCUGUACAACACCGAGGCAGACGCACGCCGUGCACCUCAGGGGAUGUGCCACAGCAGCAAGACGGCGUGUCGUGUGGCCUGUUUGCGCUGGCUUACGCCACACUGCCGGCUGCUGGCCUGCAUCCGCUCGACUUGAACUGCGUCAGCAUGACGGCACACCAGCUGCGCACGUGGUACUUUCAGUGCGUGGCUGAUCGGGAGGCAGACGUUGUGGAGCUGCUGCUCAUGAAGCUGCUGCAAGGGGCACAAGUCAGCCCUCCUUGGCUGGUACUAUCUGUGUGA